Molecule: messenger RNA, 2577 nt
Organism: Stegodyphus dumicola
Lineage: Eukaryota; Metazoa; Arthropoda; Arachnida; Araneae; Eresidae
Product: neprilysin-2-like
Biological process (GO): protein processing
Cellular component (GO): plasma membrane
Molecular function (GO): metalloendopeptidase activity
Source: RefSeq, a predicted model, not a curated record
CCUUAGACAAUACUGUAAAUAGAGUAUUAGUAAUAAAGAAGAACUGUCGAAAGUGUUCAUAAUCAGGAGACGCUGCAGAUAAAACAAUUAGAAAUGGGCACUGCAAUGGAAAUUUUCUGUCAGCUGUUGCUGUCGUACUAUUCCGGUCCAGAAUUAUAUCUGCCAGCGGGCUCAAAAUGCCAACAGUUGAACAUGACUGCUCCCGAUUGUUUGGAAUCCGUAUGUUCCAAACCAGAUAUGAUGGAAUCUAUAAACAAGCCAGUGGCCAUAUUUCAUGUAUUGAAUCUCCUCAACAUUUCCACAGACGCUUAUAAUUGUUUGACUCCUGAAUGCGUCAAAGCAGCUGCUAACAUCUUGUCCAAUUUGGAUGCUACGGAGAAGCCCUGCAAUGAUUUCUACCAAUUUGCAUGUGGUGGCUGGUUGAACAAACAUGCCAUUCCUGAGGGAAAAUAUCUGAUUUCCGUUGUUUCCGAACUUCAAGAUGGCAUCAACCGCAAACUUAGAAGUCUUUUAGAAGAGGAAUCGGUGGAAGACGAGCCUUAUUUCAUUCAAAUGAUAAAAAGAUUCUAUUACUCCUGUAUGGAUCUCGAACGCAUCCAGCAGAAGGGCAGUGAACCUCUGAAGAAGGUUUUAAAGGAUCUCGGAGGCUGGCCGGUAGUAGAAGGAGAAAAUUGGAAUGAGACUUCCUUUGAAUGGAUUGAUUCAAUUGAGCAGAUGAGUAAGAAAGGCUACAACCACAACAUCCUGAUGGGGUUGUCAAUUUUACCAGACGAUAAGAACAACACAAUUCAAAUAAUAAAGUUGGACCAGGCAGCUUUAGAAAUUCCAGGUCUCACGUAUUUGAUGCAGGGUUUAAAUGAUUCCUCUGUAGCUGCUUAUUUCAAAAUGAUGAUAAAGGCAGCUAAUAAGUUGGGUGCAAAUGCAAGUACCUUGGAAGAUGAACUCAAGGAAACGCUUAAUUUCGAAAUCAUGCUGGCCAAUUUUUCUUUGCCUCCUGAAAAAAGACGGAAUAUGACAAACAUGUAUAACAAGUACACUGUUCAGGAGCUUAUUGAACACUCACCUCAAAUUGACUGGCUUAAAUAUUUCAAUAGACUAUUGAGUGUUGAGAUCGAUCAAAAUGAGACAUUGGUUGUUAACGCUCCACAGUUCGUCAAAAAGUUCGCCGAUUUCAUUAAUAAAACAGAGAAAAGAGUCGUGGCCAAUUACAUGAUGUGGAAGGUUGUUCAAGAAUCUUUUCUCUUGCUGUCAGAGGAUUGGCGGAAUUUGUUUCAGGAAUUCUAUGCAGUGAUCGCAGGACAAACCAAAAAAGAAUCUCGUUGGGAACAGUGCAUUUCUUCUGUUAAAAAAGAUUUAGAAUUGGCCACGAAUGUGUACUAUGCACUACACUACCCUGAUGUUGAAAACGAAGGAUAUUUUUCUGCUGCGACAUUCCAGAUUGGAGUACCGAAAGUGUUUUUGAAUAAUACUUACGUCUUAGAUGAUGUAUAUCGAAACUUGUUGUUGAACAACGAAAAUUAUUUUGACAACGCAUUGGAAGCUCACAGAUGGUCAACCCAAUUCUCCUUCUCUCGGCUUCGUAUACCUUUCGUAAAAGGACAGGGAAUGCAACAUAUACGAGCAGCUGAAGCAAAUGCAUUUUACAACUUCUACCAAAACAGCAUUGAAUUUAAUACAGGAAUUUUACAGUAUCCUUUAUUCGACAAAGAUCUACCAUAUUAUUUGAACUUAGGAGCGUUUGGUUCAAUGAUUGGUCAUGAAAUUAUGCAUGGAUUCGAUGACGAAGGUCGGCAGUAUGAUAAAAAUGGUAAUUACGUCAACUGGUGGAGCAGAGAAUCAGAUGAGCUCUUUUUAGAGAAAGCGAGGUGUAUCAUAGAACAAUACGGUAAUUACACUGUUGAAGACGGAAUCCAGGUGAACGGUGUUAACACACAAGGAGAAAAUAUAGCUGAUAAUGGAGGGCUCAAAGCAGCUUACUGGGCUUUUCGAACGCGGUCACUGUUUGGUGGAACAGGUCCAAUGCUGCCAGGACUGAAAUAUACACCGAAUCAGUUAUUCUGGAUAAGUGCAGCACAAGUGUACUGUAGCAAAAUUACACCAGAGUUUGAAAAAUUCAACAUUAUGGCUGGAUCACACACUCCGCAAAAGUUUAGGGUAAUAGGAACAAUGUCUAAUUUACCAGAAUUUUCUGAAGACUUUCAGUGCGAACCAGAUUCGGCAAUGAACCGAAAAACCAAAUGCCGAGUUUGGUAGAAUGUCAGUUAUGCCAGAUAAACUGUUCUACGAAAGAAUACAUUGGCAUUAUUGAUUUAUUGCUAUUUUAAGUGCAAGUAUAACACUUAUCUGCAAUUAUAAUUAACUCUAUUUUUAAGAAUAAAGUUUUGAAAUUCCUAUCAAUUCUCGGAACUUUUAACGAAAAAUUCAGAUUAAGGUUGGAGACUUUUGGUAAUUUCUCGCCAAAUUUGUCGACAAAAAUUAGUCGCCAAAACCAUCGCCAGCUGGGCGAUAUCUCGCCAAUGUAGCGAGAUAGCCAUUUUCUCUAUGUUAACAGAUUUGCCCCUGUAUUCUUAUUUUUUC